UAUUAAACAUAUCCCUCAAAAGAGGCUCAGAGCACACCUUCACCUCUUCACGUCGCCGAAGUUUCGCUCCUAUAAAACCACUCUCACAUUUGUCAUCAGCACCAACAAGCUACUUUCCAAAGUCAAACAAAAAAACACACACUAAACUUUCCCAAUGUCUUCCUUUGUAGCAUCUCAAUCUUGUUUCCUUACUACUAAUUCCAAUCUUUUACCUCUUAAACCCUCUUUUCUUCAACAAUCUUCUACCUUUCUUCGCUUUUCUGCCCCUCUUUCUUCCUCAUCUUCUGUCCCAGGUUGUGGGUUAGUUCAUGUUGCGACAGAAAAGAAAAAUCGUGCCUCAUUUGCAGUGACAAAUGCAGUGAGGGAGUUGGAAGGAUAUGUCACUAAAGCCCAGAAUUUUCGAUUUGCCAUUGUUGUGGCUAGGUUUAAUGAAUUUGUGACAAGGCGGCUAAUGGAAGGAGCUCUUGACACUUUCAAGAAAUAUUCCGUCACUGAAGAUAUUGAUGUUGUUUGGGUUCCUGGUGCUUAUGAGCUUGGCGUUACUGCACAGGCACUGGGAAAAUCAGGAAAAUAUCAUGCUAUUGUGUGUCUUGGAGCUGUGGUAAAAGGGGAUACUUCACACUACGAUGCUGUCGUUAACUCCGCCUCCUCUGGAAUACUAACAGCUGGACUGAAUUCAGGAGUACCUUGUAUCUUUGGUGUCCUUACUUGUGAUGACAUGGAUCAGGCCAUUAAUCGCGCUGGUGGAAAAGUAGGCAAUAAGGGUUCUGAGGCAGCGCUAACAGCUAUUGAGAUGGCUUCGCUCUUUGAACAUCAUUUGAAGGCCUAGAUUCAAUUUGAUUGAAGUAGUUCCCCUGUCCAUUGAGCCACUUCAAGAUUACCUUAUUCCCUAGAGAUUUCUCUUAAACGCGUGCAACCGUGCAGGGAAGAAAGGGGGGGGUGUUUCAGGAAUUAAGAGGUUUACAUUUUGUUGUAAGAGAAACUUGCUUCCCCCAUGGGCCAAUAUGUUUGGAUAAAUUUUCUUUUCUUUUUUCUUUCAUUUUUGAUACCGUGUUUUAUGAGAAUAAAUUCUUGGGAAGUUGUUGUGAACAUGGAGCUCUGGUGCCUGACAGCCUGAGAAUAGUUGGUUGGAAAUCUAUAUCUUUUACUUUCCUCAAGAAAUUUGAGGAUGCUCUA
Molecule: messenger RNA, 1176 nt
Organism: Beta vulgaris subsp. vulgaris (sugar beet)
Lineage: Eukaryota; Viridiplantae; Streptophyta; Magnoliopsida; Caryophyllales; Amaranthaceae
Product: 6,7-dimethyl-8-ribityllumazine synthase, chloroplastic
Exons: 8
Coding region: 155-829 (224 amino acids)
Biological process (GO): riboflavin biosynthetic process
Cellular component (GO): riboflavin synthase complex; intracellular anatomical structure
Molecular function (GO): 6,7-dimethyl-8-ribityllumazine synthase activity
Source: RefSeq, a predicted model, not a curated record